This is a messenger RNA of Micromonas pusilla CCMP1545, 834 nucleotides long. RefSeq lists its product as uncharacterized. The coding region runs from base 1 to 834 and encodes 277 amino acids. Lineage: Eukaryota; Viridiplantae; Chlorophyta; Mamiellophyceae; Mamiellales; Mamiellaceae. The record is from RefSeq and is a predicted model, not a curated record. The transcript has a single exon.
AUGAACGACGACGGCACGCUGAAAUUCGACGACGACGAGCUCCCGGACAACCUCUUCGACGCGGUGAACACCGCGGCGAUCGCGACCGACGAGGCCAUCGCGCAGGGUUCGCUCGGGAACCUCGUCGAGCUGCGCAUCCCGGAGCUGUGGGACCCGAUAUCCGGGAACGUCAUGGCCGAGGCCGGCGACCAGCUCAAGGUGUGGGAGAUCACGCGCGAGUACACCCGCGCGCUGUGCGAGCGGUUGGGCCCGGACGCGAGGGUGAAGGCGGUCUUCCCGGACGCGGGCGCCGCGGCGAUGCUCGCGGCGCGGUGGCCCGACGCGCCGUUCGCCAUCGCGUCCGCGAACGACCGCAAGCUGUACGACGACGCCGACGAGGUGUUGGUCUUCGCCGCGCCGGACCCGCCAUCGUUGGAGUCUGUGAUGAAGGCGUCGAAGAUCGCGAACGAGAACGGCGCGGCGGUGGUGUUGAUCAACCCGCGUCUGGCGUCCGGGGACGCCGGCCUCGGGUUGAACUUUCGCCGGAUGCGAGAGAACUUUUUAGGACGGAUGACGGUCGUGUACGCGCUGCAGCCGCUGCCGUGGUGCAACGGGUCUAUUUUCAAGCGGUUCCCCGGGCAGUGGAGGCUGUACCUCGAGGACGAGGCCAGACCGGGGAGGUUUAAGCUCGUGAAGGAGUCGUACCAGAGGCUCGCGGGGGACGAGCUCGACGACGUCGUCAUGGCGGAGUUCCGACCGAAGGGAGAGGACGGCGAGGAGAUCGAGGCGGGGGCGGUGGAGAAGGUGUUCGGCAUCGUCGCGUCGAUGCAGCGGUUCAUGAACUCGCUGAGGUGA